UCACCCGGAAGCGGAGGCCAGGGGGCGGAGCCCGGCAGAAGAUGGCGUUUCUGCGUUGUAGACGGGAUCCCUGCGGUGUUAUCUGUCUGAUUUUAACUUAUUUCUCCGUCUUUUACGCGGACUACGUGGUCAUACAGUAUGUCCUCAUCCCCGCCUACUCCGGGAGUGUGUGGUGUACGCUCCACGGCUCCGUCUUCAACCUGAUCCUGCUGCUGCUGCUGGCCUGCCACUCCAAAGCCGUCUUCUCAGAUCCUGGUAUGGUUCCUCUCCCUGAAACAGCCAUCGACUUCUCAGACCUUCGAUCUCAGUCGACUCGGAUGAAUGAACGGGGCUGUGAGGGAUGGACGGUGUGCAGUCGCUGUGAAACCUACAGACCUCCCAGAGCUCACCACUGCAGAGUCUGCCAGAGAUGCAUCCGUCGCAUGGACCACCACUGUCCCUGGAUCAAUAACUGCGUCGGGGAGCUGAACCAGAAGUAUUUCAUCCAGUUUCUCUUCUACACCGGGAUGGCCAGUCUCUACUCCAUGGUUCUGGUGGUGUCGGCCUGGAUCUGGAGGAUCAGGAGUGAAAGAGAAGGAGACGCAGAGAAAGAAGGAGAGGAGUCGCCCAGCAAACACCUCAUCGUGGCUCAUUACAUCAUCCUGCUGGUGGAGUCGGUGCUGUUCGGUGUGUUUGUGAUGGUCAUCUUCUACGAUCAGCUGGUCUCCAUCAUCACAGACGAGACGCCCAUCGAACAGAUGAGGAACCGGCUGAUGAUCAAAGACCGGGGAUCCUCGUCUUCGUCCUCCUCUUCCUCCUCACAGCUGCCCCAUCACCAUCCUCCUCACACCAGGAAGCCCAAGCUGGCUCUGCUGAGGGAGGUGUUCGGACGAGGCUCGGUGUUCUGCUGGCUGCUUCCUCUCCACUCCAGUCCUCCAUCAGUCGGAGGCGUCUCCUACUCUGCUCUACCUGACUACGACGUCUGAGGACGGAGGUGAAGGUGUGGAUGUGAGGGGGAAUUAUCUGCCCAAAACGAUGUCUUAUCUCUGGACCUGAGUAGAGGACGGAGGACGAACGGUGAAUGAAUGAAUGAGUGAACAGAUGAAGUGUUUUCUUUCCAGGACCUACACCAGAAGCUGCAGAUUGAUGAUUUGGUGAAUCUAAAUGUGAGUCGAUCCUCUGUGGACGCUGACGUUUGACUGAUGUGUCUUUUACAUAUUUUAUUACAUUAUCCAGACCAUAAUAGUCACAGAGAAAACCACUAAAACAUCCAGAAAAUGCAACACGUCGUCUCUGAGAAUUAGAUUAAGUGAGACCCACAGUCCUUAUUUGUCCUUUAAGCUCUGAACUCCAAGCAGCUGUUUGUUUGUUUUUCACUGUAGGUUAAUUUUUAUCUCGACAAAAUUAAGACACAAAACGACAAAAGCGUGACAUAAAAGGACAAAAACAAGCCUUAAAAUGAUAAAAACAGUACAUGAAACGACAAAAACGAAACAGAAAACAACAAAAACAAGACAAAAUGACAAUUUUAUACGAUCGAUUUUAUAUAAAAUCACAGUUUUUAAAAUAGUUUAUUGCUGAUAAAUGGAGUAAUUUUGUGGUUCUUUGUCUUUUAAUUUAAAUAUCUGUUGUCUUCAAAAGCUGCCGGAUGGUUUUUGGGGUUCAGAGGUUUAAAGAAUAAACUAAGAAAGCAGAUUUUAAUAUGAACGUUUUAAAAUCAGGAGGAAAAAAGCCCAAAACAGCAACAACACAAAGACAGAUGUGACUUUAUCCUCUUUAAAGUCCUAUUUUCCAUCUCAGUCAAACCCGGUGCUUUCUGGAACGUCUGAAUCUGACCUGACCUCCUGGUUGUUGAACUGUGGAAGCAAACUCUGCCUGGAAAUGAGUUUAUCACUAAUUUUAUUUGCUUUAUUAUUAUUAUUUACAAGAUGACAGAAAUUCUUUGCUUAGUUCUGGAUCCCUGUCGAGUCGCAGCUUUAAAUAGCCGCUCCAAAUGUUGAUGUUUUUACAGUGAAUGUGGAUUUCAGAUGUUUUUAACGAAGCUUAGUGAACUCACAGGUACCAAACAGGUCAAGCUUUAAAUUGAUGUCUGUUUUUUUAAACAUUUUUGAUCACGUGAAGCACGGCAGACUUUAUGGCCAAAACCAUGUGGACACCUGAAUGUUACACCGCUGUGUCCUCGCGUUAUUAGAGUUGGAUUUUCAGAUGUUCAGAGACCAGUGGAAUAUUUUCACACCAGACAGGGAACCAGUUCAUUACAAAUCCUGCUUUUGUCGUUUUAAAACUGGAAAUGACAUCAAGUCCAGUUUAAACCGUUAAUAACAGCCUGAGACUGAGCGUCCACAGACUUUUGGCCACAUAGUUUAUUAGUGCAGUUACAUUAAACUGAACACCAAAAAUAAAUUAUGUAGGGCAGUUUUAUCCUUUUAUUUAUUUUUGUUCACUUUAAUAUCAGUAAAUAUUCCAACGUUAAUAUUAUUUAAUUGAUCAAACAGGAACUAAUGAGCUGGUUUAACAGGACGUAAAAAGCAAACAGGGAAAACUUCUUUAUUGUGUGUUUUCCUCCUUCAUUUCUAUGUUCAUCUGAAGUACAGAGACGUGUUACAGAUUUACAAAUACUUCUAUAUUUACACAAACAGGUGCAAUUUCAAAGGUGAAAGGGGAACGCAGAGUGUUGUUUACUGACUCUUAAAGUCUAUUUUUGAUCUGGGAUGAAGUUGUGUUUUGUCAGUUCUUAACUUAUUUAUUGUUUCUAACAAUUUGUGGAGUUUUAUGUGACGGUGGAGCUGCCUUUGAACAAGCUGCUGCUUCUUUACAGACGUAUUUUAGCUUCAAACAGCCAAAUAAUUUACAACCAGGUCUAUUAAUCUCUCUGUGCUCAUCACUGGAAGACCCUGGCUAACUGCUAGCAUGGCUAGGCUAGCAAAUAGCAACUCUAGCCAAGUCACAAGUAUUCUUCAGUAAGUCAUUAGCAUCCUUAGGCUAGCCUCUGGUAAUCCUGGGCUAGGCUUAAAAGUCACUGACAUCCCUACUCCAGCCUUUAGCACCACUAGGCUAGCCACUAGCAUCUCUAGCCAAGUCACAAGUAUUCCAAGUUUCACCAUUAGCAUCUCUAGGCUAGCCAUUAGCAUUCCUUAGCAAGUCAUUAGCAUCCAUAGUCUAGCCACUUGUAAUCCUGGGCUCGGCUUAUAGAGUCACUGGCAUUAGCCUUUAGCACUACUGGGCUAGCCACUAGCAUUCCUAGAUUUGAGACUGGCAUUCCUGGGCUACUAGUAUUGCUAGGCUAGAAAUAGGCUAGCAACUAGCAUCCCUAGGUUGGAGACUAGAAUUCUGAGGUUAUCCACUAAUAUUCCUUGUCUAAAAAUAGGCUAGCAACUACCAUCCCUAGGUUUGUCACUAGCAGUGUUAUGCUAAUGGAUUAUAUAGCUAGUCUAAGCUAGGGUAGCAACAAGAAUAUUUAGGCUAGUCAUUAGCAUUUUGAGGCUAGUCACUAGUACUCUGAGGUUCUGCUAGAAUAGUCAUUAGCACUCCUAGACAAGUUAUUAGCAUUCCUACGCUAGCAAUAGACUACUAACUAGCAUCCUGAGGCUAAUGACCAGUAUUUCUAGGCUUGGCGAAGCUAAAAAUAAUAUUUCUUUGGCCCGUCACUUGGUUUCCAAACGUGGCGACUAGCCGAGGGGUUGUAACUUUGCUUUUACUGUGAAUUACUGCAUAUUUUUACAUCUUUGUACGGGUGAAGACAAGUAAAGGCCUUUUCUUGUAACUAUGAUUAAUUCAGAAGGUAUUUUACAAGCUAAUAUCUUAAAAAAUGUCAAGUCUGAAUCUGUAACCAGUGACCAAAGCUAAAACAAACCACAAGUACCUCUGAAAUGUAAAGUGUAAUAGAGAAACUAAAACUUUUACUUUGAAAAUCUCAGAGCUCAGCUCAAAGGCGGCUUCACCCUCUGUGUGUUUUUAUGACUGUAAAUAAUUAUUCUGAAUCCUAACCUGAGCUGCACACCAGUUUCAGAGGCACAAGGGAACAUGAUGCUUCAGAUGAUCUAUUUUAACAAACGUCCUCAGAUGUUUGGAUCAGAACCAGAAUUAGUUUCCUCUGAAAAGUCUUGAAUCAUUGCUUCGGUCACAUGGAGCGGUCUGCCUUUUUUAUUCAACAUGUUUUUAGAUACUAAACACUCUUUCAGCUUCGAACAUUUUUACCAGAAAAAACAUUAAUAUCAAGUUUGUCCUCAAAGUGAAUACUAGAGAGAAGUCACGAGGAACAUGCAGCGACGUCGGAUUCACACUGUGAACAACGUGGCUAAUGCUUCUAAUACGGGUUAUUAUAAAGCAUUAUAUUCAACAGAAUUUACAGAAAACUGAACGGUAUCAGCUAAAUUUAAGGUCUUUGUGUCUUUGUUCCAUCUGGAAUGAAACUAUUGAUGCCUUCAGUACGAUGAAGCUGUUUGGAAACAUCGGUUAGCUACCAGGGUGUUCGGUUGUUUGAUUAUGUUGACAGUCAGAUCAUGCUAAUAUGUAAAUACACAGUAGCUAAUUUAGCUAGUUACCAUGAAUCAUCAUUCUGUUUUUGUUGCAUUUAUGCUACAUUCCAUAAAACUGGAUGGUAAAAGCUGAUAGCAUUUAAUUAGCAUCUCUCCCACAGCCGCAGCAGAAAUGAAAUAUGAAAUGCAUUUCCUUGCACUGAACACCAGGGGGUGCAGUGUGUAGAUUACACUUAAUACAGACAUGAAGAAAAAACGGUGUGGAAAUGACGAGCGACUCCUCCCGACUCUAAUUCUUUGGGUUAGCAACUAGCAUUCCUCACGAGUAUCCAUAGGCUAGCCACUAGUAUUCUGAGGUUAGCCUAGUGUACUCAGGCUAGGGUAAUGACUGAAGUGAGUUUUUCUGUACAGUUGUCAUGAACAAGGAAAUUAGCUGUCCAGACCAGAACAGUUUUUGGGAUGAGGCUGUGGACAUUUCUGCUGCUAAAGACUUUUUUACAUGGAGGGCAGGUCGGUUUAGCUCACUUCUGGAGCCUCAAGUGGACACUGAAGGAAAUGCAGUUUUGUCACUUCCAUGUUCAUUUUUCAGCCCCAGAAGUCAUAGCUUGGGGUUAUUGUUUGCUACAUGGUGCUAACAGGGAACAAAUGUUUGACUUUGAGGGGAUCAUUAUUACCAGGAAAACUGGGAUGUAGAAGUAAGCUAACAGUUGUCCAAGUUUGUUUUAACCUUUAUAACUAAAGUCAAAGAGCUUCUAAGUCACAUCUCCACCUAUCGAUGGCCUCUGCCUGAUUCCUUACUCAUUUUGCUCACAGUGUGAAUGAAAGCUGGAAGCUGCCUUAUCGUCGUGUCUAGUUUUACUGCAGUAGAUGAACAAAUGUUCUGUUCCCUGAAUGUUUCCCGUAACGUUCUCUGUUCCUCAGCCAAGUUUGGUUCGUCCUGUACAGACGAGGUUCAUGUUUUCGAUGGAUGAUGUGCAAUUCUGAUGAAGGGAUGGUUACUUCUUCCUCUCUGGGUGAAACAGAACCAGGUUUGAAAUGUUUCUGUGAUUUCUGAGGUAAACCAACAUUUAGCUCUUUUAAUGAAGUCUUUUUUCCUCCAAAGAACGGCUGAACAGAAAGUCUUUUUGUAAAAUCUGGACGACAGACGCUCAAUGUUUCAAACUGUGGAUGUUUCGUUGAUUUCAGGUCAAUAGCAGUUGUUCUGUUUUUCGUUUGGUUUGUUUUUGUAUCCUCAGGGUGCGCUUGUUUCUGUUCAUCCAGUAAAAGUGGCUUUUGUUAGCUAGAAGGAAACAAGCGCACCCUGUUAGCUGUUCUCCAGACAGCGGGAAGGAAUGUGUGUACAAACGAAGGAGGUCUGAAACUAACAUUCAGCCAAACAGCUUUUCUACUGGUUGGAGAUAAAAAGUUGAUCAGAUCAUCCAGAACAUCCCCCAGUCUGAUUCUAAACCAAACAUACCUUCAUCUUCAUAUUCUCCACCUCUGCUCCUGAACAUCCUCUGUUCGACUGGUUUGGCUCAAGGUUACUUUCAGGUCCUGCAAAUUAAACCAACGAUGAGUAUAAUAUCAUGUUUACAGCUGACUGAUGUUUUAUUUAUUCCAUGUCUUAAACCGUGACCUGUGUUUUAUUGAUAUGCUGCUCUGAUUUGUUCAAUCUGAAGUAAAACAGAUGUCUUUUAAACGA
Molecule: messenger RNA, 6138 nt
Organism: Acanthochromis polyacanthus (spiny chromis)
Lineage: Eukaryota; Metazoa; Chordata; Actinopteri; Pomacentridae
Product: zf-DHHC domain-containing protein
Exons: 9
Coding region: 42-965 (307 amino acids)
Molecular function (GO): palmitoyltransferase activity
Source: RefSeq, a predicted model, not a curated record